AUGAGCGCAGAGUGCGCAGGCAACUCCACCUGCCCUGCCAACGGCACGGAGGAAGAUCCACCGGUGGGAAUGGAGGGACAGGGGAGCCUGAAGCUUGUUUUCACAGUGCUGUCGGCUGUGAUGGUGGGUCUGGUCAUGUUCUCCUUUGGAUGUUCAGUGGAGAGUCGGAAGCUCUGGCUGCACCUCAGAAGACCCUGGGGCAUCGCAGUGGGCCUGCUUUGCCAGUUUGGGCUCAUGCCUCUGACAGCUUAUCUGCUAGCCAUUGGCUUCGGUCUGAAACCAUUCCAAGCUAUUGCUGUCCUCAUCAUGGGGAGCUGCCCUGGGGGCACCGUCUCUAAUGUCCUCACCUUCUGGGUUGAUGGAGAUAUGGACCUCAGCAUCAGCAUGACGACCUGCUCCACAGUGGCUGCUCUGGGAAUGAUGCCCCUCUGCCUCUACGUCUACACCCGGUCCUGGACUCUUCCACACAGCCUCACCAUCCCGUACCAGAGCAUAGGAAUUACCCUUGUGUCCCUGGUCGUUCCUGUGGCCUCCGGCAUCUAUGUGAAUUAUAGGUGGCCAAAGCAAGCAACAUUCAUUCUCAAGGUCGGGGCUGCUGUUGGCGGCAUGCUCCUCCUGGUGGUGGCAGUUACCGGCGUGGUCCUGGCAAAGGGCUGGAACAUAGAUGUCACUCUUCUGGUCAUCAGCUGUAUUUUUCCCUUGGUCGGCCAUGUCAUGGGCUUCCUGCUGGCGUUCCUCACCCACCAGUCUUGGCAAAGGUGCAGGACGAUUUCCAUAGAGACCGGAGCGCAGAACAUCCAGCUGUGCAUCGCCAUGAUGCAGCUGUCCUUCUCUGCCGAGUACCUGGUCCAGCUGCUAAACUUCGCCUUGGCCUACGGACUCUUCCAAGUGCUGCACGGGCUGCUCAUUGUCGCAGCAUAUCAGGCAUACAAGAGGAGGCAGAAGAGUCAAUACAGGAGGCAGCACCCGGAGUGCCAAGACAUCUGCUCUGAGAAGCAGCCCAGAGAGACCAGUGCCUUCUUGGAAAAAGGGGCUGAGGCUGCUGUAACUCUGGGGUUAGUGCAGCCAGAGCAGCACCACAGGACCGCUGAACUGACCAGUCACGUUCCUUCAUGUGAAUAGUGGGAGAACCGGAACUGCUUGGUCCUCCAUCUUCCUCCGUGGCCAGUGAAGACUAGGUGUGGUUGGCAGUAAGCAGCAGGCCUCUCCCCACAAAAUUGUGCUCCCGUUGUGGAAUGUAACCCGAGAGA
Messenger RNA from Rattus rattus (black rat), 1250 nucleotides. RefSeq names its product solute carrier family 10 member 6 (gene Slc10a6). NCBI's taxonomy places the organism in Eukaryota, Metazoa, Chordata, Mammalia, Rodentia, Muridae. Gene Ontology annotation, cellular component: membrane. The coding region runs from base 1 to 1122 and encodes 373 amino acids. Gene Ontology annotation, molecular function: bile acid:sodium symporter activity. Gene Ontology annotation, biological process: bile acid and bile salt transport. The record is from RefSeq and is a predicted model, not a curated record. The transcript is spliced from 6 exons.